AUGGACGUCGACUGGUGCUUGACUUGCGAACGCCAUCUGAGCGGAAACUGGACUUACUGCUCUCCAGAAUGCCAACGUCGCGCCCCAGCCAAUGUACGGGUCUUGCCUCUGUCGUCUUCGAGCGCGGAGAGCGACGACGAGCCCAUUUACCAUACCAUCCAUGACGUUUCUACGUCGGGAUGGACGUCCGAGAAGAUACAAGCUUGGGCAACCGUGAUCCCUCCAGCGUCGGUGCCGCGACCACAACGCGCAUACCGUACCCCAAAACUCCUCAGCCAGAGCCGGACACCGCCCACAGUAGCGAUGACCGUACCAGAGCAGAGUCGUUCAGACCGUUCCCUUCCCAUUUCCCUUCCAAAAAAGCGGACAACCGUCCUAGCCACCCUCGCUGACCACCUUCGUACUUGGGCUAUAUCUCGACCUUGUCCCCCGCCUGAGCCAUCUCCAACAGAUUCCUUUAUAACUCUUCCUUCUGCACCAGUCAAUGAGCGUCCCCCGCCCCAGACUCGUUUCCUUCAUCAGCCUCCCCCUUCCCGUCAUCCCCAGGUUCGCCUACGUGACGACCAUCAUGCUGCCUAUCGUAUGCGAGGUCGCAAGCCUCGUUCAUAA
Messenger RNA from Desarmillaria tabescens, 609 nucleotides. RefSeq lists its product as uncharacterized. NCBI's taxonomy places the organism in Eukaryota, Fungi, Basidiomycota, Agaricomycetes, Agaricales, Physalacriaceae. The record is from RefSeq and is a predicted model, not a curated record. The coding region runs from base 1 to 609 and encodes 202 amino acids. The transcript is spliced from 3 exons.